This is a messenger RNA of Cydia strobilella, 6792 nucleotides long. Its product is annotated as protein bric-a-brac 2-like. The transcript has 9 exons. Gene Ontology annotation, molecular function: protein binding. The coding region runs from base 487 to 2043 and encodes 518 amino acids. Gene Ontology annotation, biological process: regulation of transcription by RNA polymerase II. The record is from RefSeq and is a predicted model, not a curated record. NCBI's taxonomy places the organism in Eukaryota, Metazoa, Arthropoda, Insecta, Lepidoptera, Tortricidae. Gene Ontology annotation, cellular component: nucleus.
AUCACAUUUUUCAGUGUAAUACCACCAUUUUAGUACCUAUUGCGUUGCUUGCUACCUAUUUGUAAAUCUGAUGUUAGGUUCGUUUAAAUAUUGAUUUUUGAAGGCCCGCGGAGUGAGUCAGGCCGAAUGUUUAUAACAUUACUUGGGGCCUGCUAUAUACUAUUUUGGGAACGGCCAAAUGUUCCAAUGCUCAUGUUUGAGCCAUCAUUAGGUUCCCGUCCGCUGUAAAAGCUAAAACUCUUGUGAUUCCUUUAUCUCGCAUAACCAGGUAUAUAAGUAAGAAGCAAGUGGCAGUAUUCAAACAAUUUUUCUAGUCUAAAAAGUUUCUACGAAAAAAAGUGAAAAGUAUUAAAAUUGUACUUAAUUAUAUUUAUAUAUUUUACAAAAAUCUGUGAUACACAAUUUUGGACCGUGCAAUGUUUACAAGUGCUUGCCAAAGAGAAUGGUGUUAGUUUUUAGUUUAUGAUUGUCCGUGGAGUUUCGUAGAUGGAACAGAAGAUGGCGCUGCCGCCGCAACAGUUCUGCGUCAGGUGGAACUCCUACCACACCAACUUACAGGCGGUAUUCCCCCGACUGCUGCUCACCGAGCAAUUCGCCGACGUCACCCUCGCGUGCGAGUCCCGACAGCUGCGAUGCCACAAGCUAGUUCUCUCCGCCUGCUCCGCUUACCUAGAGAGGCUCCUACUGAACAACCCCUGCAAGCACCCCAUAGUGCUCAUGAGGGAUAUGAGGUUCAGCGAAAUGCAAGCGUUGGUGGACUUCAUGUAUAAGGGAGAGGUGAAUGUGACCCAAGAAGAGCUGCCGAGUCUUCUGAAGAGUGCAGAGGCGCUACAGAUCCGGGGCUUAUGUUCGAGCGAUAGCAGUGGAUUAGCGUCCGAGCUGAACAAGCCAGAAAGAGACAGCAAAGACUACACUGUCGCUACUGAGGCCCUAGUCGCGCACGCGCAACGCGAAGCUACAACCAACGGUCCCCCCGCCCCUCCACAACCACAAACCCCCACCAACGGCCCGGUACUCACCAAGAAACGCAAGCAAGAUGAGACAGAAGUCAAAGAGGAAACGGUCGAAGAGGACGGUCUUUACUACGGCGAGUUGGAUCACGAGAACAUGGAGUAUAAUGAGGACGAGGAAUCAGGCAAACCCGGCAGCAGUCUAGGACAACCAUCAGGUCGCCAAAACUACCUCCGCGUAAAACCUGAGAGCGAGCUAUUCUUCCAAACAAAGCUCCAAAAUCUAGCCAAAGCCAAUUCCGAAUACAUCAACAGACUCUCCAAAAUGAACGCCACAGAAAUACGCCAGGAAUUUACUAAAUACGGCUUCCAAGAGGAGCCUAAAGACAAAACUGAAAACGAUUACUACAAGUCCUGGUUGGAACAGAACGGGGAAUUAGAAGUGUCUCUCCUCAAAUGCGGUCAGAAAAAGCCGAAGCCUGAUUACAAAAAUCAAAAAUCUGAAGUAGAAUUGAUUCCCAAGCCGAAGGAAGCUAAAGAUUUCCCUAAAAUUCUUGAAAAACAGAUCCGCAGAAGAGGGCGGCCUCCGAUUUUUAAAGAUAGGAACGUCGAUAUAGGGGAGACCGUAUUGAAGUCUGAUUUGGAUCAAUUUUUGGAAGGGAAAGAAGUAAGUUCGUCUGGGUUGUCGCGAAAGGAUUUGGAAAGGGUGAUGAUGGGCAAGUUUAAUCCGAAUCGGCGGUAUUCGAAUGAGGCCAUGUGGGCUGCGCUUAUGGAUGUCAAGAAAGGAGGGAGUAUUUAUAGAGCCGCCCAAACCCACAAAGUCCCCCGCAAAUCCCUCCGCAACUGGAUGAAGCGAUGCCACAUCAAAUCCUCCUUCCCCAUGCCACAGCAACUCAAGCAGUUCGUAGAAAAUAGCAAGAAGCAGAAAGAAGAGAAAUUCGAGUUCCCACUAGAAAAAUUCGAGGCAAAAAGUGGGGAAGAUUAUGAGGAGACAGAUUUUGGAAAGCAUUUUUUGAGCUUUCCAGGAGUCUCUAGUGAUGAUGAUAGGGAGAAGAAAGAUGAUUCUGCUAUUGAUAUGACGGUGCAUGAGUAGGAUAGCUAUAGUCAGUCAAAAUAUUGCUAGAUUGGAUUAACUUUACAACGGUGAAUACGGAGAUAUUAUUUCUGCGCUACUCGUAAGUCGAAGAAACCUGCUAAAAUACUAAAUAGGUUUUUUUAUUCAUGGCAGUUUUUGCACUAAUGAAUUAAAAAUAUCCUGUUUAUUCACUUGUUUGAUGCGUCACUAGCAAUUUUUGCAUUGUUAAAAGUCAUGGGCAAAGUUACCAUUUACAUAAAUUAUAGGUAACUUUGCCCACUAACAUUUUUACUUAAUAGACGCUAAGUUGUGCUGAUGAUGCUAUCUAACGCUGUGGGGUUAUAUGCAAGAGCAUAUAUUUUUGAAAGUUUGCACUAGUAAUUAUUGCCCAUAAGCGGUCACAAAUUGGGCAUGGUUGGAUAAGGUCUGAAAAAUCAGACAAUUUCUAUAAAAACUGCAUGGCAAUUUUAGAAGAAUUGGAUUAAUAUAUAAACUGAGGUAUACGACCUUUUAAAAAAAUACUGCCAAAGAAUAAGCAAAGAUUUCAUUAUAUUAUUUUAAAUAAAUAAAAAUUAUAUUCUAAUUCCUAAUUCCAAAGAAAAAAUACCCCGCAAUAAAAACCCAAAGAGUUACUUUUACCCAAUUCUGCCAGUGAAGUUUCCUUUAAAGGGUAACUUUUGGAAAGAAUCUGAGGCAUAUUUUAUUUAUUUUAAUUUUAAUAUAACAUUAAGCGCGCAAUUUUAUCAAAUUAAAACUGUUUUUAUUUGUUAAAAUUGUGAUUAGAAAUAAUUAAUUAUAAAUUUAUAUUUAAAUUUAAUGAAAUUGGCCUUUGAGAAAAACUUAAAAGAGUGCUUGUUCGGACAACGUCCACUAACAAUGAAAAGACUUAAAAUGAAAUUAGAAUAGAGUUAAGGGACAGCCCUGGGACUGGUUUUAGGGUUGUCAAAAAUAUCUGAACACUUAGGAAGAAAAGCCUUUUAAGGCAUUUUUGCUGAAUAGGGAUAGAGACAAGUAAAAAAACGUUGCCUUAUUAGUUUUGGCUAUAUUGGAGUAAAUAAUCAUUAUAUUUGAGUCGAAUUGAAAAUUUGUUAAAUAAAUGUGAUUUGAGCAUAGUUUUGCCCACCCACAGCCUUUUUAUUUACUCUCGUUGUUAACCAAAUGGGGAUUAUUAACACCAAAACCUUGAGGAAUUUUGACUUUUAAGAUUGUAAUCUUUACUCGAUAUUACGACUUAAAUAAAAUAUUUUUUGUAACCCUAAAAUCAUAAAUGAGUGUUUCAAAAUUACGAACGGCUUAAUACUAUUACAAUAAAUUGUAAUUUAUUUGUGUUUUAAUAAAUAAUGUACUUAAUAUUAUUAUUUCCAUUGUGGCUUGAACAUUAGUUUUUAAACGAAUACUUUUCGGUAGAAUACUUGUUUCUUUUACGCACAAUAUACACGGAAUCGGAAAAGAAAAAAAUGAAAAACGAAUUAAUCUGAGAAAAGUCAUUUUAGUCUAAUUCUCGAUUAUAUUGUUUUGACAAACUAUUCGACUAAAAAAAGUUGGAAGAAGUGGAAUGUAUUCUAUAUUUGUUGUAUUGUUAUGGUCGUGUGUUGUACGUAAAAGAAUGUUAAUACUUCGUUCAAACGUACUAUGGCCAAAUAAAAUCACUACACAAAACUAUCAUGUGCUUCAGAGUCUACAGACUUCCAUCUAAGCCAUAUUAUCGUUUGAAAAAUCCCAGUCAAACAUAAUAUUAAUAAGAAAUGUUAAAAUAUAAAGCAAAUUUUCAUCUUAACAUUUUUUUUACUAGUGAUUUUAGUGGCUUUGGUGCAAUUUUAUGUUCCUAAUUUCCAGAUAGUUAUAUUGAAUAUAAUGCCUUAGUUUUGUCACUGAAUAAUUUGUUUUAUAUGGACACUUUUAUAUUUGCAAUGAUGUUGUUAAACUAGCCUUGGAACCAGGAUAGAGAAUUUAAAUAAUUUUUUGAAAAUAUAUUAAUUACUAGUAUUACACCUAACAGCUCCAAUUAUGUUUGAGAUCUUGUCUUUAUAUUACAAUGGAUUUAUAAAACAAUAUGUGUAUUCACCGACUUCCCUGUGUAUAUGUAAUUCUAUAUUUCUUACUAUCUUUUCUUACAUCCUUCAGUUGACCUUAUAAUCUUUUAUACAGAUAUCCUUAAAAUUGUGGGUGAAUUGGGCCAUACACAUUUUAUAGUAUGCUUAAUUCGUUCGCGUCUUUCCUGUAGACAUCGUAAGCUUAAGGGAAUCUAAAGCUAAUUUUUAUGCUGCACUCUUUACAGCCUGGAUACAUUUGUUCAGUACCAGAGUCGUUAACUUUUAAAUCACGUUUAUAAUCGGGUGUGUUGCAAAUAUAAAAUUGCCCAAAUCCAUGAAGUGCCUACUAGUGUAUAACUAAAUAUACAUAAUAUAUAGUAUGUAAGUCAUGUAAGUGCUACUGUAGAUAUACAUAUAUACUAUUAUUGUAUACUGAACUUAAUAGUAAUAAAAAUAAUCGUUUUGUCUUUAAAGUUGAAUUAUUUGUUGCUGGUUAAAAAAUAAGGCCUAAAAAAUUGAUAUCACGACUGAACUCUAAAUGGGGGUGAUCUAUAAAUAUUAUUCGUUUUCCACUUCCGAUAUUGGAUUUUUACGAGAGAGACAGACAGUGAAAAAAUAAAUAAAUAUGCCAGUAAAAGAUAGAUUAAACUUUAAUAUCACCGACUGGGCAAAGUCGCAAGAAGUUUACAAACGUCUUACGUAGUGCAACAUUGCCCAGUGCAGUAUGUAUGUACACAAUACACAUUGUACACAUACUUUGUACAAUCAAUACAUGCAUCCCAUCCCAUACCGUACUGGUUGCAUAUAGUGCAAUCUAUAGUCUGUCAAGCCAUUUCCGUUAGUAGAAAAAAGCGACUAAUUUAAAAAAUGUAGGCACGAAGGGUCUUUUUUCUACUGACAACGUUAUUUGACAGGCUAUUGUAAGACUCGUAUUUUAUUGGGUACUGCAAUUUAAGAAGACACAUUUUUCUGGCAACACAUUAUUCAUCUUUAAAGACUAAUCGAUUCCCUUUUAGAUUAUUAUAUUAUGACAUGAAUUAAAUGAAAAUAAACAAAACCUUCAUAUAAUAAUGUCAUCAUUAAUCUAAUGUUUUGUCAUCGUAUUAAAUGUUGUAAGCAGUAUUAAUUUCAUUUUGUAAAUGUUGCUGCUUGUUCGGCCGAGUGCAAAAAUAUGUAUACACUUAUUAAAUGUAUUAAAAUGUAUCACUUAUAUAUUUUAUUUAUUUAUUUAUUGAUGCAAAAAAAUUACACAGCAUUACAGCGAAAUAAUACACUGUGAAAUUUAAAACAGACAGUAUCAGUAUCACUUGCCUUAACCCUUAAAUGCGUGAUUUAAAAAAUUACUACUACUACUUGGCGUUUGGUUUAAAGGUGCGUUCAGACACUUAAGCUUUUUUCUGUUGAAUCUGUGAGCUGUCCAUUGCGUUGUAUACAUUUAGCAACAAUAUGCAUUUAAGGGUUAUAAAGUCGAAAAGCGUCGACUCAGCCAAUGCGUUUUUUUUGGCUCUUAUUGAAGCUCCUCGUUAGAAAACGAAACAUGUCGAGCAAUAUUCGUCAUAAAAACGUCAUUGACUAUCUUAAAAAAAUGUCUAAGUCCCACUGAAGUUUUGUUACUAAAAUAUGUAUGAGCGUUUACAAGUAACUUAAUAACAAAAGUGUACUGUAUACAUAUUUUUGUUCUUGUUUGUCAAAUUUUUGACAUUGCGUACAUUUUCCAUGUAUGAUUGAGUUGUCGUUAUGUUUUUGCUUAGUUGAGAUUGUACUUAAACGGUGAUUCGGACAGGGAUUUGGAAGAUUUGGGCGUUAAAUACCCCACACGUGUAUGUGCAAUGCAAAGUUUGGGUGCAAUAUGCAAUAUUCGCAACAAGGCGGGAGUCAUUUUGAUGACGUCAUUCCGCUGAAGAAGAUGGCCGGCGCCGCUGUCUCCCGGCAGUUUGGAGAUCCGAUACCAUGCCCAACAACAUACUAAAAGUUGGUGGCGGUUUCCGGAUCUGAACUAUCUCUUCGGCACUUUCCCAUAAGGCAUAGUACUAAAGGGCUGUCAAAUCUAUAAUAUGCCGUUGAUAAUCGUUUAUGACUUUCUCUCAUUUUGACAUUUUUGUGUUUGUUAAAAAGAGAACAAUCAAGGGAAGUUUGCGAAAUUUUAUAAAGUUGCCUUUUAUAAGUUUACCUUUAGGCAUUAUUAUGUUACGAGCAACUUCCACAAUUAUGACCGUUUCACCGAAUUCUCUAUCUUAUUAUUGUUUUAAUAAAGCGAGUGUUUAGAUUAUAGUGACAUAUUGUUAUAAAAAAAUGAUUUUCUGAUAUUUAUGUUUAUUAAAAAGAUGCGUCAAUCUCAUGUGUCGUUUCGUUAUCUCUGUAUUUAAUGAAAAAACAAUAUGUCCGCCCGUUGAAUUUAUUUAUAUUAAUAAAUACAUACAAAUUGGAUAAGGCAGUCUGUUUUCAGUAAAGCUGUAUUAAGUUUAACAAAAAAGAUUUUGAAAAAAAAAAUAUGGCGAAAAUAACAGAAAGAAGUUCAUUAAAAAUUUAAUGUUUUGAAUAACAAGUACUAGUAUAGUAACAUUGCCAUAAGAUUUAAUUCCGUUUUGUUUUGGUUUACUAUAAAUGGACUGCUUUAUUCAAUUUGCAUGUGUAAUAUUCGUAUUAUUAUAUACAUACUAUCUAUUAUAUGGAAAUGAUUGUACCAGUUUUGCUAUAUUACGGGAGUUAUGAAAUAAACUUAUAUAAAAUGAAA